Messenger RNA from Cololabis saira (Pacific saury), 3414 nucleotides. It is a transcript of the gene loxl2a, whose product is annotated as lysyl oxidase-like 2a. Gene Ontology annotation, cellular component: membrane. The transcript is spliced from 14 exons. Lineage: Eukaryota; Metazoa; Chordata; Actinopteri; Beloniformes; Belonidae. The record is from RefSeq and is a predicted model, not a curated record. Gene Ontology annotation, biological process: sprouting angiogenesis; peptidyl-lysine oxidation. Gene Ontology annotation, molecular function: protein-lysine 6-oxidase activity; copper ion binding. The coding region runs from base 134 to 2362 and encodes 742 amino acids.
CACGGCCAGCGCAGUACUUAAGGGACAAAGAACCGCUACCUCACACCUCAUCCUCUGCACAAGCCUGGGAACGUGUGGCCUGCCUUUUCUCCGCUUUCACAAUCGAUCAUCUCUACCUCCCUUGUCCUGCAUCAUGUUGUCCCCACUUGGCUGUCUCUUGUCCACCUUGCUGUGCAUGGGCGUGCUGUGCAACGCUCAGUCAGACUCCAGCAGCCCUAAAAUCCAGCUCCGCCUCGCGGGGGAGAAGAGGAAACAUUACGAGGGCCGGGUGGAAGUGUUCUAUAAUGGAGAGUGGGGGACAGUGUGCGAUGAUGACUUCUCCAUCUCUGCUGCCCAAGUGGUAUGCAGAGAACUGGGCUUCAUGGGCGCCGUGUCCUGGGCGCCCUCAGCCAAGUACGGAAGAGGGGAAGGUCAUAUCUGGUUGGACAAUGUCCACUGCACAGGUGGGGAGAAGAGCCUGGCGGAGUGUCAGUCCAAUGGCUUCGGAGUGGCUGACUGCAAACACUCAGAAGAUGUUGGGGUGGCGUGCACCCAGAAGCGCAUUCCUGGAUUCAAGUUCAUAAAGAACCAGGCCAGCAGCGGGGAGGGUUUGACGGUGCAGGUGGAGGACGUGAGGAUCAGGGCAACAUACUCUCAGAGGAAAAAGAUUCCCAUCACUGAGGGCUUUGUGGAGGUGAAGGACGGAGGCAAGUGGCGACAGAUCUGUAGUGAGGAGUGGACGGAGAUGAACAGCAGGGUCAUCUGUGGCAUGUACGGUUUCCCUGGGGAGAAAAACGUCAACGUACGGCCUUACAAAGCGCUGGCCAAGAAACGCAAGAAGAACUACUGGGGUUUCUCCGUCAACUGCACAGGCAACGAGGCCGACCUCUCUGACUGCAAACUGGGCCGAGAGGUGGAGCAGAAGGGCAACAACACGUGUAGGAAGGGCAUGCCCGUUGUGAUCAGCUGUGUGCCAGGACGGGCCUUCGCUCCCAGCGUCAGCACUGGUUUCAGGAAAGCCUACAGAGUCGAGCAACCGCUGGUGCGUCUAAGAGGCGGAGCUAUGAUAGGCGAGGGCCGGGUGGAGGUGCUGAAGAACGGCGAGUGGGGAACCGUUUGUGAUGACAACUGGAACAUCAGAGCUGCGACGGUGGUGUGUCGAGAGCUGGGGUUCGGCAGCGCCAAAGAAGCCCUGACUGGAGGCAGACUGGGACAAGGGGUCGGGCCGGUCCACAUGAACGAGGUCGAGUGCUCUGGGUUUGAAAAGUCUCUGACUGAAUGCCACUUCAACCGUGAGUCUGUGGGCUGCAGCCACGAGGAGGAUGCUGCAGUCAAGUGCCAUAUCCCUGCUAUGGGCUUCAACAGCCGACUUCGGUUAAAGGGAGGUCGUAACCCAUUCGAAGGCCGGGUGGAGGUCCUGACGCAGAGGAACGGCUCUACGGUGUGGGGAGCGGUGUGCAGUGAGAGCUGGGGGACCAUGGAGGCUGUGGUGGUGUGCAGACAGCUGGGCCUGGGCUUCGCCAGCCAUGCUUUCCAGGAGACGUGGUACUGGCAGGGGGAUUCGGCAGCUGAGGCUGCCGUUGUCAUGAGCGGGGUGAGAUGUUCAGGAACCGAACUGACUCUGGAUCAGUGUCUUCAUCACGGGAAACACGUCGUCUGUGCGAAAGGAGGCGGACGCUUCGCUGCUGGGGUGUCCUGCACUCAGACGGCCCCAGACCUGGUCCUGAAUGCCCAGGUCGUGGAGCAGACCACGUACCUGGAGGACAGGCCCAUGUAUGCUCUGCAGUGCGCCCAGGAGGAGCAAUGUCUGUCCAGCAGCGCUGACAAAGCGGACCCCAGCUCCUACCGCCGCCUGUUCCGCUUCUCCUCCCAGAUCCAGAACAAGGGCCUGUCGGACUUCAGACCACGUGCAGCACAUCACUCUUGGAUCUGGCAUGAAUGUCACAGGCAUUACCACAGUAUGGAAGUGUUCACCCACUAUGACCUGCUGAGUCUGAACGGCACCAAAGUGGCAGAAGGACACAAAGCCAGUUUCUGUCUGGAGGACACCCAGUGUGACGAGGGCAUUCAGAAGAGGUACGCAUGUGCAAACUUUGGAUCCCAGGGCAUCACAGUUGGCUGCUGGGAUACCUACAGACAUGACAUAGACUGCCAGUGGAUCGACAUCACAGACGUGAAGCCCGGUGACUACAUCUUCCAGAUUGUUAUAAAUCCAAACUAUGAAGUUGCAGAAUCGGAUUUCACCAACAACAUUAUGAAGUGUCGCACCCGGUAUGACGGCCAACGCCUUUGGACAUACAACUGUCAUAUAGGUGGAACACUGAGUUCAGACGUGGACAACACGUUUCCUGGACUGAUAAACAACCAGCUGUCACAGAGUUAGACCCAAGAAGGACAAAGCAGAAGAACGGCACCAAAGAUUGUUCUUGUUUUUGACAACCACUAGGAGGCUAUGUGACUUUGCUUCCUUGAAAAUGUGCUGGAUUGUUUUUGAGCUUAAGGCUCAACAAGUACGAUACACAAUGGCUUAAUAACAUGAACUGCUUGCUUACCGAAUCCAUUUAUUGCAUUCAAAUGUACAAAAGUGUGUUUUUUAAGUGUCUCGUGUCUUGUUUGUGUACAGUGUAGGUUUCAAAUGGUGCUUAUUAGGAACGAUGCAAUCGGGACGGAAACCGAAUAACUUAAAUCAAGUGGGCCUUCACGGCCAAAGUUUCAAGUGUGGGGAGAAUGCGUAGAAGCCACAAAAGCCCUUAAUGCACAUUGAGAUUAAUUUAAACGGGUAAAAAUGUCUAUUUGCUAAAUUUGGUGCUUUAACUUAGAAACUUGCACUAUGUUUAUCUUCAAACUGGUGAAAUGAAAAGCAGCUGCUUCGAUCACAUUUGCUUCCAAACUAUUGACUCGAGACGAAGAUGGAUAAUAAUUACUAUAAAUCAUAACAUGUAGCUGCAAAUGACAACUAUUUAUAUUUUCUGUCCGAGUCCUCCGAGAACAAAGCAGUUGCUUGGAUUAGGUUCCUGUCAUGUUUCCAACCAUCUGUGGAGACAGUCAUAAACUGAUGAACUGAAGUGAGUGGGAAGUGCCUUUUUUGUUUCACAAGCUUGAGCUCGUUUAAAAAAAAUAUUUAUUGCUUUGUUUAUUGGUCAUCACAGAUGAAAUUUAUUUCCAUCUUCAUAAUCUGCACAUCCCAUUGUCUUCUUUCUCAGUGUUUGAGUUGUGUUAAAUUAUUACGGUCAGGGACUACAGAAACAUUGUAGAAGUACUGUAACAGCCACACGUGUAUGUGAAACAGCCUCUUCAAGGAUUUGUAAUUUUUUUAAUGUGGCAAUUCAAGAAUCCUUCAUUUUAUAAGGGUUGUUGUUAGUUGCUGAUUGUUUUUACUAUGAAUGCAUAUUUGUGGAAAAGCAACAAACAAUAAAUGCUGAAAACCUGGUGAAA